Paramecium pentaurelia is the source of this 601-nucleotide messenger RNA. The record is from the annotation of a GenBank genome assembly. Lineage: Eukaryota; Ciliophora; Oligohymenophorea; Peniculida; Parameciidae.
AUGAUUUUUAGUUAAGAGGCAAGAUGUACGAUCUCUUAGGUCUGUAUGAUAAUAUCAUACAUGAUUUUAUUAAAGAAUGGGAAAAUAUUCAACUAAUAUACAGAUUUGUAAAAGAAAUUGAUUGAUUCAAGUUUUCCUGAAGAUGAUGAAUUUUUUAAGAAUGAUGAACCAGAUUUGCUGGAAUUAAACCUCUUUAUCCUUCCGAAUAGGAUUUAUGGGAAAAGGAUUAAUAGGAUAAAAAGUAGAAGGAAUACGAAUUAGUAGAAGUUAAUAAGUCUUAAUAACUUUAAGUUCAUAAUCUUAAUUAGAAUAAGUAAGAUGAUAAAAAGGCAAAGGAGGAAUUACAUAAAAAAUUAUAGACUAAGAAGCCAUUAGAUAAAUAAUUAGAAGAAUUAUAUAAAAAGAUUGAAUUAGAGAAAGCUAAGGAAGAGUCGAGGAUGAAGUAUUUGAAGAAAAUAGAAUUGAAAUAAUUGAAAUUAAAACAUUUGAUGAAGAAGAAUUGACCAUAAAAGAGAAAGAAGAGAAAGAAUAAAAUAAAACAAUAUUGAAGACUGCAGAAAUUCAAAAAGAUAAUGAUAUUGUAGUUGAAUAUUAUAAAUGA